This is a messenger RNA of Ogataea philodendri, 1182 nucleotides long. RefSeq lists its product as uncharacterized. Bases 1 to 1182 code for a protein of 393 amino acids. The record is from RefSeq and is a predicted model, not a curated record. NCBI's taxonomy places the organism in Eukaryota, Fungi, Ascomycota, Pichiomycetes, Pichiales, Pichiaceae. The transcript has a single exon.
AUGUCUUACGAAACGCCGUUGCGGAAGCAACAGCCCAUUGCUACUCCCAGUUCGGGCUCCAGGCUCAGAAGCUUGUUUCAUUUGAGCCAACAGAACUCAGAAACCCCUAUUAAACGAAAUGUUUUGAUGAGUCUCAGUCCGCUUAGAAAAGGCAGCCGCAAUUCGUUUUCUGUCCUAAGCCCCACUCGAAUCAACUUCGAGCAACAAGAGAACCAGACACCUCUUCUUCAAGAUACCGAGCAAUUUGAUAAUACGGUGAAUUAUACCGGCGAUCUCUCGAGUUUGGUCACAAGCGACGAAUCCCAGAGCCAGAUAGAUGAUAGCUUCAGAGCAGCUAGACACAAGGAAGAGCUCCGAAUCAAGAGAUCGCAACAGAAUUUGGGCUAUUUCACUGAAAGUUUGGCUGACAUAGGAUCCUGCAGCAGCAGUAUUCGCACUAAGAACUCGAUAGUCAACCUGAUAAAUAAUACAGAGGAUGAUUUCACAAUUUACGCCGACUACCACUCCAGCAUGACUGACGGUUUGGCCGAGGACGAGGCAAGCGAAUCUUGCAGAACAUCAGAAAAGACCUCCCUCCCUGACAAUAAGACAAUGUAUCAUGAUUCAACAGAAAAACUGGUGCCACUAGAAACUGAUCCAGCUGCCACCAAAAACUCGUCGCUCUCCCAAUUUCGAAAGUUUGCUCCGGGAACUCAGCAUUAUUUACUAACCAAAGAAGAGUCUGAUCUGUACAACAAGAAAAGGUACGGUCCUAUCACUCCACAGAAAGCCUAUCUCAAAACCCAUGAGCCUAAGCGCGAUUUUAGCUCCUCUGGGUCCUCGGGAUCUACAGACUCCAAUACCAGUCUUAUCAAAAAAACUGCGACUGACUCGCUGUACUCUUCGGGUUCGGGAUCCCUGUUUCAAUUGGAGGGUCGCUGGAACGAUCUUGGGGACCUUGAGAAAUUCUACUACCAUAAAAGCAUAGUCACUCGACAGUGUUCGUCAAGCACUGCGUUGAUAUUUGUUCUGAUUUCGUUCUUGGUGCCACCAUUCUGGAUACUGAUUUGUGUCGGGUACCUUGACAACGAAUUCGGCAGAAUCCCAACCAAGUACAAACUGAUAAGCGGUCUGCUUGCGUUUGCAGCUGCUGUUGGGUGCGCUAUUGGACUUGGAUUCGGAUUUAGUCACAGUGUCGGUUAG